Haliotis rufescens (red abalone) is the source of this 571-nucleotide messenger RNA. RefSeq lists its product as uncharacterized. The record is from RefSeq and is a predicted model, not a curated record. The transcript is spliced from 3 exons. The coding region runs from base 95 to 448 and encodes 117 amino acids. NCBI's taxonomy places the organism in Eukaryota, Metazoa, Mollusca, Gastropoda, Lepetellida, Haliotidae.
AGUAACGAACACUAUCCAUUGGGUUUGGAUAUAUAGUCUGUCCAAGUCACAUUGUUUCCUUACUUCACAAUUUCACCUCCUGAACACAAGCACGAUGUUGAAGAUUAUAGUUUUGUUACUUUGUGUUGCGGGGAUUCAGGGAGCUACGUAUGCGAGACGCUUCAUCCCAGGUCAGUCCCGGACCUUCCCCGAUGGGACAGUUUGUGAGGGCAACCGGAAUUUAAAUGACCAGUGGCAGACCCCCGGCAAGUGUAACAAGUGUACCUGUCUUCAGUCGGGGAAGGUCACGUGUGAAAGUUGCGGCGUCUCAGUGAGAAUACAAGAUACCACCCAGAAGAUCUUCUGUUACCGCUCGGCAACCACGUACCCUGCCUGCUGUGACGACGUCAUCUGCCAGGGGGACACAAGGUUCAGCUUCAUGGACUUCCUGAGAUCCGCAUCACUGUAACUGGGGACUUCGUGAAGAGGUCUUGCAGUGAGGAUGCGAUGUCGGUACCGAUGUGUGUUGCAUGCAUCCUCGGAACAUGUCAUAAUAGUUCCCACCUUUUGCUAGAAUAAACGCAUACAUGUA